AUGACCAACAUCCUCUCGCGGGCUUUCAAGUGUCCUGACUUUGGGCUGACAGCCAUCCUACUCAAUUCACUCAUCUUCCGCCGUCUCAACAAAUCUCUCAAUAAGUAUGUCGUGGAAGAAUGCCGGCUGCAGCCUGGAGAGACUGUUCUGGAUGUAGGUUGUGCUUGUGGAACUGGUCUAAAAAUGGCUGUUCCACUUGUGGCUCCUCGUACGGCGGCUUUCCUGCGGUUCAACCCUCCUGCCCGUCUCCUUGGUCCCCAGUGGCUGGCUCGACUUGGAUUAAAGGAGUACCAGGUUAAUCUACCUCUGGACGCUGAUGGCUUUGUCCACGGUGUUGACAUCUCGCCGUUCAUGGUGCAACUCAGUCUAAAACAUCUCAGACCAUUUCACAAGGCUGACCGCGUAGCCAUCCACCAGAACAGCGUCCAUCGUCUGCCUAUGCCCACACAGAGUGUGGACGUCUGCUUCCACGUGGACUCCUUCUACUUCUGGCCUUCUCUGGAUGAUUCACUGGCAGAGAUUCAUCGCGUUCUGCGUCCCGGUGGCCGCAUAGUUACGGCCUUCCAGCCCAGUCGGCUGCGCUUCUACACUCGUCUCGGCAUGAUGCGUUUUGCACGCGUGGACGCGCUUGCCUACAGUAUGUCUCUGGAGGCCAAUGGUUUUACGGACGUUGAGUGGAUCAAGCCGGAGGCGUCCAACGGCUUCCACUGUAUCAGGGCACGAAAGCCCCCGCUAACUUACCUUCCACCGCCGCCACCACCACCCAGCGAGGCACGGACUGAAGAGAUUGAAUAA
Messenger RNA from Dibothriocephalus latus, 795 nucleotides. NCBI's taxonomy places the organism in Eukaryota, Metazoa, Platyhelminthes, Cestoda, Diphyllobothriidea, Diphyllobothriidae. The record is from the annotation of a GenBank genome assembly.